Molecule: messenger RNA, 1504 nt
Organism: Psammomys obesus (fat sand rat)
Lineage: Eukaryota; Metazoa; Chordata; Mammalia; Rodentia; Muridae
Gene: Ppil3
Product: peptidylprolyl isomerase like 3
Exons: 7
Coding region: 267-752 (161 amino acids)
Biological process (GO): protein peptidyl-prolyl isomerization; protein folding
Cellular component (GO): catalytic step 2 spliceosome
Molecular function (GO): peptidyl-prolyl cis-trans isomerase activity
Source: RefSeq, a predicted model, not a curated record
UCAGGCGAGUGUGAGGUUGCCGGCGGGUAGCGGGUUCCGCCGCUGAGAUUGUCCGACGCGGGGCCGCGGGGUGAGGCGCGCGGCCCCCGAGUCCCGGCCCGUGUGCCGGGGGGAGGCUGACGGGAGGCAGGGCGCUCCCCGCGCCGGCGAACGGGGCCUUUCUGCUUCCGCAGCGGGGGUGCUGAGCGGAGAGGGUUUAGAAACUCAUUUUCAAGUUUUCUCUGUAUUUGAGAAAUUCCUGCUUCCUGCAACCAUCAAGAAGGAGAAUGUCUGUGACAUUGCAUACGGAUGUAGGAGAUAUCAAAAUAGAAGUCUUCUGUGAGAGGACGCCCAAAACAUGUGAGAAUUUCUUGGCUCUUUGUGCCAGUAAUUACUACAAUGGCUGUGUGUUUCAUAGAAAUAUCAAGGGCUUCAUGGUUCAGACGGGAGAUCCAACAGGUACUGGAAGAGGAGGUAGCAGUAUCUGGGGCAAGAAGUUUGAGGAUGAAUACAGUGAAUACCUGAAGCACAACGUUAGAGGUGUUGUAUCUAUGGCUAAUAAUGGCCCAAAUACCAAUGGAUCUCAGUUCUUCAUCACCUAUGGCAAGCAGCCACAUCUGGACAUGAAGUACACAGUAUUUGGAAAGGUUAUAGAUGGUCUGGAGACCUUAGAUGAAUUGGAGAAGUUACCAGUAAAUGAGAAGACAUACAGGCCUCUUAAUGAUGUGCACAUUAAGGACAUAACUAUUCAUGCCAACCCAUUUGCUCAGUAGCUGUAAUAGACCUGGACAGAUACUUGGCAAAUGCUUCACUGGACCACGCCCACCAUGGUUUGUCCAGUUCUGUGUAUGUCAGAGACUGGUCCUUCUGGUGUGUGCAGUAACGACGCGACAUCCAUCUGGGAGCCCCACAGCUUUCACCCGGCCGAGUGGCCAUUUUUAAAUGCUGACCCUCAGAUGUAGGCAUUUUUGAGCAGCCAAAUUACAUACUAUGACGAUGCUAGUCUGUAACUAGACUAUUUUCUCUCUGGGGAGGUUGGGUGUUUUAUUUUGUUUUGGGUGAGGGUGGUUCUGAAAUAGUGUUGGUAGGUUACCUGGAAUGGCUUCCUCUUUUCCUUUGUCUCCUAGUGCUAUGACUGCAGGUGGGAGCCAUCACAUGUAGUUAGCAGUUUUUAAAAAUAGUGUCAAGACAUGUUUGGCUCUUAGGAGCUUAUUCUGCUGGGUUGGUUUCACGUCUUUAAUCCCAGCAUUCUGAAAACAGUGAGUCCCCGGUCACCCUGGUUUAGAUGGAGAAUCCUAGUACAGCAUAGCAAGACAGUCUAAAGGAAAAAGAAAGGCAGAAAAGGCCUAUUCUAAUGAUUGGCCACCUACAGCCAUGAAGAGAGCAGGGACAGGGAGGAACACUGUUGGUCUAAUACAGGCACUGUGAUCAAGAUCCAGGUAUGAAUUCCUUUCUGCAUACUCUUGAGUAUUUAGCAUUCUGAUCUCUGUGUUAACUAGCAGUAAAUAUAACUAAGAUGACUACA